Molecule: messenger RNA, 6025 nt
Organism: Archocentrus centrarchus (flier cichlid)
Lineage: Eukaryota; Metazoa; Chordata; Actinopteri; Cichliformes; Cichlidae
Product: protein mono-ADP-ribosyltransferase PARP4-like
Exons: 35
Coding region: 234-5432 (1732 amino acids)
Cellular component (GO): cytoplasm
Molecular function (GO): NAD+ poly-ADP-ribosyltransferase activity
Source: RefSeq, a predicted model, not a curated record
GUUGUUUUGAUUCAUUUUAUUCGUUUUAUAUAUAUAUAUUUAUAAAAAAAGUCAAUUCACAAACAAACAGUCCCACGUGACUAACUGUUAAGUAGCUUUUUUCUUAAAGUGCCGUCACUUUUGAGCCUGGUUUGCUUCCGCGUUUGUGACUGUAACAGGAGUCUCUGGACCUGCGCAGUUUGGCGCAGCGCAGCUGUGUUGUGUGUCACUACGUGGUCUCUGUGCUUACAGGCAUGGCUGCGGCUGUGUUUGACAACUGCUCAGUGCUUUUCGACCUGAAAGGUCUGCCGUUCAAGGAGAAGAAGAAACUGAAGUCCGCAGUGACAGAUAAUGGAGGCAGCCUGUCGUUUGUGGUCAACAAACAGUGCUCUCUGAUAGUGACCACUGAUGUGUCCAACCUAAGCUCCAACAGGCUGCGUAGCAUUCAGAAAUACCAGACGCCUGUGGUCGGCGUGGAUUAUGUGUACAGCUGUUUGGAUUGUGGAGUUCUCCUGCAGGUGGAUGAAUACAGGCUGGACACUUCCUCUGCCUCAUCACCUCCUCCUCUCUCUUCAUUCAAGGUGGCUCCACUUGCUUCACUCGCACCUCAGUGUACAGCUCCAAAAGGCCGGACCCAACCUGUGGAGCUGGUCGGUGUGACUCAGAGGGCGGGGGCCCCAGAGAGGAGUGGGAGUGUACUGGAAAGGUUCAGAAUCUAUAGAGAGACUGAUUCUGAUCUUCCAUCAUACCCCACAAACUUUCAAGUGGCCAAGUAUGCAAUCUUUGAAAAGGUAAGCAGCAGCACUUGGUGUGUGCUGGAGCUGCAGAGUUUCAGAGGGGAGGAAGGACGGCAGUAUCGUGUGGUCAGGUACUGGAAGGAUGAUAUCCUCUCUGAGACGGAGGCCGUGCGGGACAAGCUGGUGUUUUUGUCCACCUCAGAGGAGGCUCUGGAGGUGUACCGGGCCCUCACAGACACCCUGGAGGCUUCAGGGCUGCAGAAGCGGAGCAGGUUUCCUCCUUCUGCCCGUGAGAUCGGCUCUGCCCCCCUCCAGCAGCUGCUCUUGGAGGAGAAGCUGAACACAGGAAGCUUAUCAGAGGAUGUGGGAGUAUUUGUGGAGCUGCUGUGGACUGAAGCCCUUGGCUGUCUUGGCAACAUCCUCAGAGUUUCAGUUGACCAGCUCAGCCUCAAUGAUGUGAGCAGGGCAGAAGGCCUGUUGCUUCAGGCUCAGAAAAAGCUGAGAGGGGGAACUGUUAAUGAGGUCGUAAGUCUACUACAUGAGUUUUACACUCUACUGCCACACAGAGAAAUCAGCAGUUUCCCCAAUGCCAAGCUCAUCUCUGAGAAGCUGGACCUCUGUCAGUUAAUCCGAGAUGUUCUGAAUGUAAGCGAGAUGACUCUGGGGAGCCCCACGCCUUCCACCCUGGGGAAGUAUCGAGCUCUGAGAUGCAGUAUUGAGAGAGUUCCCCCCAGCAGCUGUGAGUUUCAGGCUGUGACCGAUCUGCUGCAGGACAGAAAGGUGCAGAUCCAGCAGAUCGUGCGCGUCAGCCGAGGGGUGGAACUUCAGACCUUUAAGAGUGAGCUGGGGAACGUGAAGACUUUCCUCCAUUCCUCCAGUCCCAACAACUUUGUAGGAAUCCUGUCUCGUGGGCUGCUGUUGCCCCGCGUUGGAGUCGAGCAUCAUGGGAUAGAAAGAACAGAUAUGGGCAAACUGGGCAGUGGAAUCUACUUCAGUGAUGCCCUGAGCACCAGUCUGAAAUACUCCAAACCCAGUGUGACAGACGGCUCUCGGUUGUUGUUGGUGUGUGAUGUUGCACUGGGACGUUGUGUGAAGGUCCACAAGACAGAUAUCACGCUGACCCAGGCCCCUGAGGGACACCACAGCGUGCACGGGGUCCGCCUCACCCCAAACACUCCCUCUGAGUUUGAGGAUGAUGAGUAUGUGGUGUACAGUCCUGAUCAGGUACAACUGAAGUAUGUGGUUCAGUUCAGCAUUGAGGGAGAGCAGCUGAAAGACUUCACUCCUGCCAUGAGCACCUUAGCUGAGCUCUGUCUGCCCUCUUCUGGUGAAGAACUCACUUUAGACGAUAGUACUUUUGAAGAUAUUAAAAACCCUCUGGAAGAGGUGACAGCCGGACUGUUGGACAGCACCGGUCAGCAGCUCCCCCUGCAGGCUGUUCAUGUGAAGUGCAAACUGAUGGAUCUGUUGUCUCAGGUCAUCAUAUUCCAGAAAUACACCAAUCUGAGCUCAGUGCCCAUUGAGGCAAAGUAUGUUUUCCCCCUGGAUGAUUCCGCUGCAGUGUGUGGAUUUGAAGCUUUCAUCAAUGGGAAACAUGUGGUGGGACAGGUGAAGGAGAAAGAACAAGCUCGCAGGGAGUACAAGCAGGCUAUUGAGAAAGGACACGGAGCUUAUCUCAUGGACCAGGACGCACCUGAUGUGUUCACCAUCAGUGUGGGUAACCUGCCCCCUGGUGCGACUGUCCUCAUCAAAGUGACCAUUGUCUCUGAGCUGAUCGUCAGGGACGGCCAGAUCCUCUUCUCCCUGCCUGGCAGUGUGGCUCCAUGGCAGGAGAGUGCAGCCCUUAACCAGACCACACAGGUCACCGUGGAGAAGGUUUGUGUGCGUGAUGAGGCGGCGAGUGCCAGAGAGUUCACCUUGGACCUGUCAGCUGAGAUGCCCUAUGAGAUCUCCAGCCUGCAAUGCAUCACUCACAAUGUCAAGAUGAAGAAAACUGACUGUAAGGCAGUGGUGAGCGUGCUGCCAGGACAGGUCAUGGGUCCAGAGGGAUUCCAGCUAUCCAUCGUGCUGUCUGAGGUCCACCUGCCAAGGAUGUGGGUGGAAAAACACCCUGACAAGGACAGCCAGGCCUGCAUGUUGGUUUUCUAUCCAGACUUUGAGGUCAGCUCCAGUUCAGAUGCCGAUGAAGUCAUCCUGUUGUUGGACACGUCUGAGUCCAUGAUGGGAGAGUCUCUCUGCUUGGCCCGCAGAAUUGCGCUGCAAAUUCUCAGCAGCCUGGAUCACAGCCUGAGACUCAAUGUCAUUUUGUUUGGAACAGAUCACACUGAAGCUUUUCUAACAGUGCAGCCACUUGUUGAAGUUUAUGAAGAAGCCCGGAGAUUUAUCAAACACUCCUUUGCAGUAGGAGGCAGCACUGAGCUGUGGCGGCCCCUGCGGGCCCUCAGCCUGCUGCCUCCAUCUCGUGGCAUCAGGAACCUGCUGCUGCUGUCGGAUGGUCAUAUCCAGAACGCUGAGCUCACCUUGAAGCUGCUAAGGGACAAUACUCAGCACAGCCGCCUCUUCACUUGUGGCCUCAGCCCAACAGCCAACCGACACAUGCUGAGAGCCCUGGCUCAAGCAGGGGGCGGAGCCUAUGAAUUCUUUGACACAAAAACCAAACACAACUGGGCCAAGAAGGUGGCAUGUCAGGUGAAGCGUAUGGCAUCUCCUGGCUGCAGUUCAGUGUCUGUCAAGUGGCAGCAGUUCAACCCUACAGCUCCAUCUGCUCUGCAGGCCCCCAAACAGCUGCACGCCCUCUUCAAUGACUGUCACACUCUGGUUUAUGGCUUUGUGAUGCACUGCACUCAGGCUACUCUCCUUGGAAACCUGGGUGGUCAGGAGCUCAAAACAAUGGUGUCAACCAGUGAGCUGCAGAAGACCAGGGGCACAUUUCUGCACAAGCUCACCGCGAGGGCCAUCAUCAGGGAUUAUGAAGAUGGAAACCUGGAUACCAGUGAAGCUGAACAUGAGGGUAGAAAAGCAGAGUUGAAGUCCUUCAUCAUUGAGCUGAGCAAAGAAUUUUCCAUCCUGUGUCAGUUUACCAGCUUUGUGGCCAUUGAGGAAAGGGACUCAGAACAAGCAGGAGACGGUUUUACAGACGUCCCAAAGUUGAUUGCAGAGGAGGAUGUGGACUUCCUUCCCUACAUUGACUGGAUUUCUCUCGAGGAUGAGGAAGAGGAAGAGGAUGAGAAAGCGGAGUUGAUGUGUUGUUUUGAGGCUGAACCUCAAUACAUGCUCUGUGAAAAACCCACACAUUAUGACGAUGUCAUAAACAAGGACAGCUUCUUCAGUAUGGACUUCAGUAUGGAAGCAUAUGAAGAUGUUCCCCAUGCUGCUCCAUCCCCUCCCCCUCCCCCUCCCCCUCCCCUUAAUCUGGUGCAUGCUUCAGAAGAUGUUCCACGAUCUUUUUCUUUUGGAUUUUCUCCACAUCGACCACCCUUUAGAGUUCAACAGAUGGUCUCACCUCCUGGUUGCUUAUUUGCACAUUCAUUAUCAUUGCCAGAUAGUCAGCCACAGAACUUCAUGGAUAUUAAAUAUUCAGCAAAACAUGUCCCUACAUUGGCACAGAGUGACGCGUCCUCUUUGCCUGAGGUUCCCACACUGUUUGGCAGCAGUGUCCCCAGACACGUUUCCAUGGCCCAAAAGGCUCCUAUUGUUUCUCGGUCUUAUGGAACAACGGGUGUAUUUGGCUUUUCAUCCAGUAACAUGUUUACACCUGACAUGGAUGCAAAGGUUGGCUCUCCACUUGAAGGAAGUCCUCAUUUAAUGGUUGAUGAGCACAGAGGCAGUGAUGUAGCCACAUUGUUGUCUGGGCAAUCAUUUUAUGAACCGAAAAAGAAAGUAGUCUUAAAAAGUCUUCGGAAAGUACUCCCACCGAAACCUCAUAUCCCCAUCCCAUCAGUCAGUCAGCUAGAGGAAACAAGCAGGUCUAUCGUGGUAGAAGGUGUCCAAGCCACAAUAAACUCAGCAAUUUUUAGGAUGCCCUCUCCACCUAUGAAAUUGUCGAGCUUUGAACCAGAAGAUGUUUAUUAUGAUCGUAAUGAAAACGAGGCUGACUACAGAGAGGCCAGUUCUACUUCUCGAGUUCCACUUUCUGAGAUGACACGAAAGAUACAUCGGAGAGCCAUAAGGCAACAUCGCCGUUCAUGUCAGUCCAUUACUGUCAUACAGCACAAAGAAUCUCCUGAAGCAGUGAAGAUCCAGUGGACAAAGAUCUUCCAGAUGCAACGUUCAGUGGGGUACUGGGAGUUAACCACAGAACUGGGGACACUAAUUAAUGUCAAUGUGGACAUUUUUGCCAACGUGUUCCUGAAGAACAAAGGCAUCCAUUCUCUAGGCGUGAAGGCCCAUGCAGACAUCCUGAGGCUGGUGGCAACUCUUCUGGUUCUGCAGCUGAUGAGGGUGGAAAAAACCGAAGAAGGCAAGCUGCUCCGCACCCUGUUUUGCCUGGAAGAGGCUUCUCAGCCCAGGCCUGACCAAUGGGAGGGGGUGAAGAAGGCGGUGGACUGGGUUUGCUGGGCUGACCGGCAGUACCCCUGUGUCUACAGUCGGCUGGAGUUUGGCUUGACCUGGGAAUCCGCCACCCGUCAGCUACUAGGUUAUGAAGGCCUUCCUCCCUUCUCCCCCCUCAACGGUCUGCAUCUGCAGAUGACCAUGGCCUCACUACUGGUCCAAUGAGUUUGUUUUGGAGACCUUGUAGCCUUUCUGAGGAGAUGAUAAGAGCUUUAAGAUUUGUUUGAAGAUGAAUGUGCAUGUAUUCCUUUGGGUUAUAUGUAGAGUUCUGUACUCUGUGUUUAUACACAUACAUAAUCAUAUACUUUCAAUCCUCUACAGUAAUUAAUUUCUUAAAUGUUACAAAUACAGGAAUCACAAUGUUGUUAAUCAAGUUGGGUAUCGAAUGUUUGGCCAUAUAUGUGACUUCUGGAAAAAGCCAGUCAGCCAGGAUCAUUUUUUCUUUUGCUUCUGCUCUUGUACCAACCUUUAGACACAGAAGCUAUAAUUCCUCAAGAAUUUUGGUUAAACAAACCUGAUAACAUAACUAAUUUAGCUGAAGAAAGCAUCCAUUUGGCCUACAAUCCAGUGACUUCUGAAAACUAUGAGUUAGUGAAAUGCUGGAGAUCAUAAAGGUCAAAAGUUUUCAUCUUUAGUGUAAUGAGAUCAUGUUCUUAAAAAUAAUUCAUGUCCAUGAUGACUUAAUGAUUAUUUACCAAAGCUUUAAUUUGUGAUGGUUAAUAAAAAUUUUAAUCACUUAAAUAAAUGUGUUAUUGUUU